UUGAGAAUGGAGAGGUGUACAGGAACCCGACAGAGGUGAAGAUGAGUCAAAUAGUCCUUCCCUGCCAUGCCAACCACUGUGGACAGCUCAGCGCUGGACAACUUCUCAAAUGGAUGGACUCCACAGCUUGCCUCUCUGGUCUGUCAGGAGUACAUUUCUUAGAAAUACAUUGAGUUGCCAUCACUCCUGAAAUGACCUGAUGGUUUUUUUAUUGAUUUUGCUUCAUGUUCAGAUAAGUUUAUCAAAUUACCCACCCACAAUUCAGAAAUAACUCAGAAACAUUAUAGUCUAUUUGACUCUGAAUCUUUUCCGUCACCUCCAACAUUCAUGUACACGCGUGCACCCCGUAUGCUUGUACUACGAGUCAUGAGACAUCACAGAUGGAGACGUCUGACUACUAUUGUGUAUAAACAGAGUAAGAAGCUGGUUAAAUCCGUGUUAAAAAGACCAGCUUAGACCAUCCAAGCAUGUUUGACCAGCACAGCCAUGUUGCUCAACCAGUACGGUCUAUCUGAUGAAGCUGAGCGUCAUGCUGGUUGUUCCUGUAUCACAGCCUCGGUGGACGACAUUAAUUUUGAGACCACCAUAGGGGUUGGACAGGUUGUAAAUAUUAAAGCCAAAGUCAACAGAGCUUUUACAUCCAGUAUGGAGGUUGGGAUUUUGGUGUGCUGUGAAGACCUCUUCAGCGACAGACGGUGGAAGAUCUGCAACGCUUUUGCUACUUUUGUGGCCCGUCGUACUGAAACAGGAAAGGUCCAGCUGAAGCAGGUCGUUCCACGAACGCAGUCAGAGCAGAUGGAGUACAGCCUCGCAGCCGAGCGCAGGAGGAUGAGACUAAUCCAUGCAGAGAUAAUUACUGAUCUUCUCAGCAGCUGCUCCGCGCAGACAGUGAAUGAGUGUCUGGAUUUCCGUUGUGCCGUGCCCGCGGAGAAGACUUGUGUAGAAAGUGUCGAGCUGGUGCUCCCGCCUCAUGCCAAUCACCAGGUCAGCACCUUCGGUGGGCAAAUCAUGGCAUGGAUGGAGAACGUAGCCACCAUUUCUGCCAGUCGCUUGUGCAAUGCUCAUCCAACUCUCCGGACCAUAGACAUGUUUCACUUUCGUGGCCCCUCCCACAUUGGAGACAGACUUGUACUGAAGGCCAUUGUAAACAAUGCAUUCAAGGAAAGUAUGGAGGUGGGAGUGUGCGCUGAGGCCUAUCAGGGUGGAGAGCCGCUGCGACACAUCAACACCGCCUUCAUGACAUUUGAGGUCUUGGACAAUGACGGGAAGCCACGCUCGUUGCCAAGGAUACGACCCGAACCUGUGGAUGGUAAGAGACGCUUCCAGGAAGCUAUAGCUAGAAAGAAAAUACGCCUUGACAGGAAGUACAUAAUAUCCUGUAAGCAAAGUGAGGUUCCUCUCUCAGUUCCCUGGGAUCCAAGUAACCAGAUGUACCUCAGUUACAACAAUGUCUCUGCACUAAAGAUGUUGGCUGCCCGGACCAACUGGGUUUUAACCUCAGAGAAAAACCAGGUGAGUUUAUACACACUUGAGGAGAACCAGACGUUGUGCUUUAAGGUGGAGACUCAUGUGGCCGUGGCAGCCGAGCAGGUGUUUCUUAUGCUGUCUGAUCUGAAGCGCAGAAAGGAAUGGGACCACCACUACCAAGAGUGUGAAGUGAUAACUGAAGCACAUGAAGAUGAUACCAUCUACCGUGUUGUCACCCCAUCUGUGACAAAAGGAGGCAAAGUCCAGGACUUCAUUCUUCUGGCCUCCAGAAGGCGCCCUUGUGAUUCUGGAGACCCUUAUUUGAUUGCUCUACGUUCUGUAACCUUGCCUGCGUGUCCUCCUGCUGAAGACUACAACAGAGGUGAAGUUCUCUGUGCUGGCUUCACUAUCUGGGAAGUGGGAAACUCUUGCACUAAGAUUUCUUACUACAACCAGGCCACUCCAGGCGUGCUGCCCUACAUCUCCACUGACAUCGCUGGGCUUUCCUCCAGCUUCUACUGCACCUUUUCUUCAUGUAGCGCUUUCCUGGAGAAGAAUAAAGGCAGGGUGGCUUUUCUGCCCACCCCUGUUGUGUAUAGGAACUGAGGAGUGAAGUGCACAUGCUCGGCUCUUCUGAAUAUGAUCCAGUUUCGGAAAGAAUAUUUAGGGUCAAUAUUUUGCUCAGGUAGAGAUCAACAACAGCGUGGAUCCAUUUAAUACAGACUUUCCAUGUUGAGUGCAGUAUAAAAGUUUUAUCAACUGCAGGAACAUGAAACUUUGUGAAUUCAGAAAAAAGCCUUGUUUGUUAUCACAAGAGUUUAAUUUGUUAAAACACCAAACAGACAAUGAAAAUAUACAGUUUUGCAUAUUGUCUUGUAUAAUAGUAUUAUUAGAGUAU
Molecule: messenger RNA, 2365 nt
Organism: Misgurnus anguillicaudatus (oriental weatherfish)
Lineage: Eukaryota; Metazoa; Chordata; Actinopteri; Cypriniformes; Cobitidae
Gene: acot11b
Product: acyl-CoA thioesterase 11b
Biological process (GO): acyl-CoA metabolic process
Cellular component (GO): cytoplasm; cytosol
Molecular function (GO): lipid binding; long-chain fatty acyl-CoA hydrolase activity
Source: RefSeq, a predicted model, not a curated record